UAAUUUGAUUAAGCAAAAACCCAGAGAAAGCAGCCCAGUGAACAAAUGCAGACUAAAAAGAGCAGUAAGAAUUUGACAUUAUGCACAGAUCAGGAUAGUGUGAAAUAGGGAUAUCGAGGGAAGUAGAGAGGGGAAAAUAAACGUGAGGAACGUGAGGUCAGGUCUAAUAAUACUGAUAAGAGCUUGUCAUGGCCGCCUCACCAUCUCAUUCGAUUGGGAAGAAUGGAGACUGUGUGGGACAAUUGCGUGUGUGUCUGCCAGCUGUGUGUAUGCGUUUGGGAUGUGUUUGUAUGCGUGUGCCAGAUUAGUGUUUGUUUGUUAGAGCUGUGUGUGUGUUUACUACGACUUUCUGUACUGCUGUUCCACUGGAUCCCUCAUAUCGGACUGACGGUGUGGAUCUGGCAACGCACACAUAGGAAGACUCAGUUUGAUGCUAAUCAUGUUUACGGAUCAAAAGAUCCAAGUUACUGUGAUGAGUCAAAGACUGAAGUACUUGCUGAUGGAAAGACUACUUCUACAACGUGUUUCGAUAGUGGCCUGGAUGAUCUCAGCUGUUCCUCCGCCACGCACAAUAGCUGCCGUCUCUUCGAAAUGCAGCAUUCGGCACCUGUGGACCCCACAAAGAUGGGGGUUGGAAGGGCUAUUGCUGUCCUCACCUCUGGAGGAGAUGCACAGGGUAUGAAUGCUGCUGUUCGAGCCACGGUGAGAGUUGGGAUCUACACUGGUGCAAAGGUUUAUUUCGUGCAUGAGGGCUAUCAGGGCCUGGUUGAUGGCGGAGAUAAUAUCCGACAAGCCACUUGGGAGAGCGUGUCAAUGAUGCUGCAGCUGGGUGGCACAGUCAUUGGCAGUGCCCGCUGUCAGGACUUCCGCACUAAAGAGGGUCGAGCUAAAGCCGCUUGUAACCUGGUGAAGCUGGGCAUCACUAAUCUGUGUGUGAUCGGUGGAGAUGGCAGUCUGACCGGUGCCAAUGAGUUCCGCAAUGAGUGGAGUGAACUGCUCCAGAUCUUGCAGAAAACAGGAAAGAUCACAGCAGAGGAGGCCAAAUGUUCAUCUCAUCUAAACAUCGUCGGGAUGGUUGGAUCCAUAGACAACGAUUUCUGUGGCACGGACAUGACAAUCGGCACAGAUUCAGCUCUGCACAGGAUCAUGGAGGUAGUGGACGCCAUCACUACAACAGCUCAGAGUCAUCAAAGAGCCUUCAUUCUGGAAGUGAUGGGGAGGCAUUGUGGGUAUUUGGCCUUAGUCACUGCCCUUUCAUGUGGUGCUGACUGGGUAUUUAUCCCCGAAAUGCCCCCAGAUGAAGGAUGGGAGGACCAUCUGUGCAGGAGACUCACUUACCAAAGAAGCAUUGGCAAUCGUUUGAAUGUCAUCAUUGUGGCCGAAGGAGCUUUGGAUCGACACGGCAAACCCAUCACCUGUGACAUUAUCAAGAACCUGGUGACUAAGAAGCUUGGUUUUGACACUCGGGCCACUAUUUUGGGCCACGUGCAGAGAGGAGGAACACCUUCAGCCUUCGACAGAAUAUUGGGCAGCAGGAUGGGUGUGGAGGCUGUGAUGGCGCUCCUGGAAGCCACUCCUGACACCCCUGCCUGUGUGGUCAGUCUGUCUGGAAACAUGGCUGUUCGUCUGCCCCUCAUGGAGUGUGUGCAAGUGACAAAAGAGGUGACCAAAGCCAUGGCCGAGGGCAGAUUUGAGGAAGCUAUUAAGCUCAGGGGAAAGAGUUUUGAGAACAAUUGGAACACAUAUAAACUCUUAGCCCAUGUGACGGCCCCAGAUGUGAAGAGUAAUAUAAACAUAGCUAUUCUGAAUGUGGGAGCUCCCUGUGCAGGAAUGAACGCAGCAGUCCGUUCAGCAGUCAGGAUCGGCAUCCUUCAAGGACACAACAUGCUGGCUGUUCAUGACGGCUUCGAGGGACUCGCAAAUGGAACUAUUGAACCAAUGGCAUGGGGUUAUGUGGGAGGCUGGACGGGCAAAGGUGGAUCUAUUUUAGGAACCAAGAGGUCACUGCCGGCUAAUAUGAUUGAAGAAAUCAGCCUGAAUAUAGCCAAGUUUAACAUCCAUGCCCUGGUCAUCAUUGGAGGAUUUGAAGCCUUUGUUGGAGGCUUGGAAUUAGUGACUGCCAGAGAAAAAUACGAGGAGUUGUGUAUUCCUCUGGUUGUUAUUCCAGCAACUGUGUCUAAUAAUGUUCCUGGAUCAGACUUCAGCGUUGGUGCUGAUACUGCGCUUAAUACUAUCACAACUACAUGCGAUAGGAUCAAGCAAUCUGCUGCUGGAACGAAGCGCAGGGUUUUCAUCAUUGAAACAAUGGGAGGAUACUGUGGUUAUCUGGCAACCAUGGCAGGACUGGCUGCAGGGGCUGACGCUGCGUACGUCUUUGAAGACCCCUUUGGCAUUCAUGACCUGGAGGCCAACGUGGAGCACUUACUGGAGAAGAUGAAGACAACAGUGAAAAGAGGCCUCAUCCUCAGAAAUGAGAAAUGUAAUGCAAACUACACUACAGAUUUUCUCUUCAACCUCUACUCAGAAGAGGGCAAAGGAGUGUUUGACUGCCGCAAAAAUGUUCUUGGCCACAUGCAGCAGGGUGGAACCCCUACACCGUUUGAUAGAAAUUUUGGCACAAAGAUGGGAGCUAAAGCUGUGCUGUGGCUGACAGAUAAACUGAAGGAGUGUUACAGACAUGGCCGUAUCUUUGCCAACACGCCGGACUCUGCCUGUGUCCUGGGAAUGAGGAAGAGAGCCAUGCUCUUCCAGCCUCUCUCUGAUCUCAAGGAGGACACUGACUUUGAACAUCGUAUACCGAAGACUGAGUGGUGGCUGAAGCUUAGACCCAUUCUCAAAAUUCUGGCCAAAUACAAGAUCAGUUUGGACACCUCAGAGACUGCUACGAUGGAGCAUGUUAUCAAGAAGAGAGGAGGAGUCUAGAUCACACACACACACACACACACACACACACACACACACACACCCACACACACAAGUUAAUAUGAUCCUAAUAUGAAACAAUGGUAUGUUGAUUAACACUUAUGUUCUUCCAAAUCCAUGUGAGCAUACAAUAUAAUAUAGUUUACAUAACUGAGUUAAUAAUGAGAGAAUGUUCAUUUUUUUGGUGAACUGUCCCUUUAAAUACCCACAACUUGUUUUGUUUUUGUUUUGUUUGUUACAAAAAUAUGAGAUUUUUUUGAUGUUCACAUCUGAAAUAAAUUGUAUUUUGUUUGGGGAAUGAAUAAAACAGCAAUGCUAAAUGCA
Danio rerio (zebrafish) is the source of this 3246-nucleotide messenger RNA. Lineage: Eukaryota; Metazoa; Chordata; Actinopteri; Cypriniformes; Danionidae. The record is from RefSeq and is a predicted model, not a curated record.